Oreochromis aureus is the source of this 1571-nucleotide messenger RNA. RefSeq names its product P2Y purinoceptor 14-like. Gene Ontology annotation, molecular function: G protein-coupled purinergic nucleotide receptor activity. The record is from RefSeq and is a predicted model, not a curated record. Bases 71 to 1096 code for a protein of 341 amino acids. NCBI's taxonomy places the organism in Eukaryota, Metazoa, Chordata, Actinopteri, Cichliformes, Cichlidae. Gene Ontology annotation, biological process: G protein-coupled receptor signaling pathway. The transcript has 4 exons. Gene Ontology annotation, cellular component: membrane.
AUUAAACUGAGAGGACAUAACAACUCAAGCAGCUUUUCCUCAUCAUUGAAAACUGGUGAAAUACAGAAACAUGGGUGACUCAACAAAUGUGACUUCAUCUCCCAACCUCCCACCCUGUGAUGUUGUCAGAACAUCAGUCCAUGCUUUCUUUGUGGUGGUCUACAGUCUAGUGUUUCUGGUGGGUUUACUCCUCAAUGGCUUCAUCAUGAAGUUUUACUGUUGUCGAGCUCAGCAGCAGGCAUCGAGCAGCUUGAUGGUCUACAUGAAGAACCUGACAGCUGCUGACUUCCUGCUUUGCCUCUCUGUGCCGCUGCGCAUCUCCCACUAUGCCAGCAGCUCUCCUAUUGGUCAGAAGCUCUACUGCAGCUUUGGAGCUUCCACCUUGUACCUCAACAUGUACGCCAGCAUCAUCUUUAUGGGGUACAUUGCUGCUAACAGGUAUCUGAAAAUCGUCCAUCCUUCAGGAACUCACGUCCUGCAGACAGUGCGAACUGCCCACAUCGUCUCCAUGGUCACCUGGGUUUUUCUCCUGGCUGCAUCAAUUACAUACACCAUCCUGUUUUUCAUCACCGAGAAACCACUGACCUCAAACUCCAUCAGGUGUGAUUAUAUGUUAGGCACAUCGGUCACCCUGUUCUACAAAAUUAUCCAUGUCAGCUGCGCCAUCAUCUUCCUCGUGGUCUUCAUAUGCCUGGUCUUCUUCUACUACAGCACCUCCUGCAGGGUGUUGCAGGUACAGCAGAGUCAGCUGGCCUCCUCUGGCUCUGAGAAGCUGGUGAAGUCUCGCAGGAACAUGUUGGUGCUGGUCAGCAUCUUCUGUCUUUGUUUUGUCCCCUAUCACCUGGUUCGACUUCCCUACACUAUUCUGUGGACCAGCUGCCCUGCGGGUUGGAUAUUGUACUACCUGAAGGAAUUGGCCACCAUGGUGUCAGUUUUCAACAUCUGUCUGGACCCUCUUGUUUACUUUUACCUCUGUAAGACUUUUCGGGCUCAGGUGAACCUGAGAAAGGUCUUGAGGGGGAAGAACAUCCAACAAGCAAACCAGGAGAGUGAGAGCAGGAAGGAGCAGGCUGACAUUGUUACAGCAACAAGUUAAACCAAUGAGCUUUAAGGAAAAGUUCAACAUGUUAUUAAAUGCUAAGAUGUACAUUUGUUUUGAGAGUCAGAUGAGUUCAGUGAAACCUAUGUCAUGGAUCCCAAGUCUUCAUGAACUCAGCACAAACACACUCCCAUGCAGACGACAUGAGUGUUCAUGUUUCCACUGUCAGACUUUAUCGUCUCAGUCUUUGAGGUGUUCUCAUUUUCUGCUGAUGUCACACAAAACCAAAUAUCAUUUUUCUCAUUCAAAUCAUCAUCUCAGUCUGCCCAAAGGUUGUGGUUUCUCCCCUGAAUCUUAUCAGCAGUUUCAAUCAGCAGCUUUUAAUUUGUUUAAAAAGCUUAGCGGAAGUAGUCAAACACAUGUCAGACACUGAAGGAGCACUCCAAACUCUCUACUCUAUACUUCAGUUGUUUCAGUGAUACAGUUUCACAGGACUUAGUAAAAGUCGAUAAAUGGUCCCCCUGUAGUUGUA